Populus trichocarpa (black cottonwood) is the source of this 2070-nucleotide messenger RNA. Its product is annotated as putative zinc finger protein CONSTANS-LIKE 11. Gene Ontology annotation, molecular function: protein binding; zinc ion binding. Lineage: Eukaryota; Viridiplantae; Streptophyta; Magnoliopsida; Malpighiales; Salicaceae. The transcript is spliced from 5 exons. The record is from RefSeq and is a predicted model, not a curated record. Bases 302 to 1567 code for a protein of 421 amino acids.
AACAAUAUUGCUAGAGUUCUUCAUUGAUCAUCAUCUUUGUUAAUUAAUCACUCUGUGCUUCGAUUAAUGGAUUCCGAGUUUCUUGAAAUCAGACUGGCUUUGAUUUAAUCAAGUUAGAGGCGGAAAUUCAGCAAUUUUUUUUUUAUUAUCGAAAUGGUGAAGGAUUAGGGGACCUGUCAUCUAUGGUUUCAAGAUUAAAACAAAAAAGGCCGAAUUUCCGCCACAAGUUUUAGCCUUAGGUAGUGCAGUUAGGAGAAAUAAUUGGUUGGUAAUUAGUUUACAGGAGAGAAGAGAAGGAAGCAUGGAAUCUGUAUGUGAUUUUUGUGGAGUGGCAAGGGCAGUAGUUUACUGUAAACCAGAUUCAGCAAAGCUGUGCCUGCACUGUGAUGGAUGCGUGCAUUCGGCUAAUUUUUUGUCGCGAAGGCAUCCGCGUUCGCUGCUAUGCGAUAAGUGCAGUUCACAGCCUGCAAUGGCACGGUGCUUAGAUGAAAAGAUGUCUGUUUGUCAAGGCUGUGAUUGCAGAGCAAAUGGAUGUUCAAUCUUAGGGCAUCAGCUUCGGGCGUUGAAUUGUUAUACAGGUUGUUACUCUUUGGCCGAGUUUCCGAAGAUUUGGUCAUCGGUUCUUCAGGGACCUUCUUCAGGAGCCCUUGAUUCAGGACGGGAUUCACUGAAUUCUGCGCCAAUAAAUGAGAAUUGCAUUAGUUGGUUGGAACAAGGGGAAAAUGAGGGAUCGUUUGGCUUGAUUACUGGCAAGUUGAAUGAACUAGAAUCUUGUUCCAAGCUUGAAUCCUGGAGGGGGCCGCCGAGCGUUAUCAUGCCGAAUCCUACCUACAUGCCUUGUUCUACAGAUCAAGUGCCUCUGUUGCCAGAGGUGUCAAACCUGCCGAAGCAGGGUUGUUCCAUAUUUAAGGAUAUUGGACUUUCUGAUGGUGAAGAUCUCUGUGAAGGUCUCAACAUGGAUGACAUACCAUUGGACUUCGAAAACAGUGAUGGAAUAUUUGGCUGUCCAGAAAGUCAUAACAGAUAUCCGUUUGAGGAUGUAGGAAAAGAUUGCAUGUUAAUGGAGAAAAACUUAUCAGUUACCGAGUCUAAUGGCCCUAUCGAGAAUGCUAUAGAGGUGUCAUCAUCGGGACAACAGGAUUGUGUUGCCUUCCAAUCAUCUUGUGUUUCUGGGCCUGUUAGUGCAAUACAGAACAUAAGUAGUAAUGCUAAUUGCAGCAUGUUUACAAAUCCUAGUUGCAGCAGAAACCUCCAUCUAGGAUUUCCUGCUGGUACUGGACAAGUUCAUCCAAGCAUGUCGCUUUCACUAUCCAACAUAAUUGGUGAAAGUAGUGCUGCUGAUUAUCAAGAUUGUGGAUUAUCGCCAAUAUUUCUGACUGGUGAAUCACCAUGGGAAUCACAUUUGGAUGCUAGCUCUCCACACGCAAGAGACAAGGCUAAGAUGAGAUACAACGAAAAGAAGAAGACACGAACUUUCAGAAAGCAAAUCAGAUAUGCCUCUCGUAAAGCCAGGGCUGAUACUCGAAAACGAGUAAAAGGUAGAUUUGUUAAAGCUGGGGAAGCAUAAGAUUAUGACCCUCUUCUGUCAAGCAAUUUCUGAGCCAGAUUACUGAAUCGUUAUCCCUUUCCUUACAAGUGAAUACUGAAAAUGAAAUAAAAAGGUGAUAUACUUUCCACUUCUUAUGUUGAUGCAUAAUUUUCCUUGUGUAUGAUCUCUUUUUUUUGAGGGGGAUGUUCCAAUCAAGCUGGUUUUUGGCAUGCAAUGGCAGAUCUAUAGCACUAGUAUUCCCCUGGAUUUUUUGAGUCGGACAAGCUGCUCACAUUCCUGACAAGAACUGAGCUGCCACAACCAUCACUACUUGUUAAGCUUCUUCUAUUGGAGACCCUCUUUAGGUUUUCUUCCACCUCCUCCACCAACUUGCCUUAAGGAAACACCCUUACUGGCAGUCAAUUUUGGGCGCUGUAGAUGCAUACUAUCUUCCAGUUUCUCUGUUCAAUGUAAUGAAUUUUGUUUUAGUUAAAGUUGUCUGGUUAAAAUAAAGGGAAAGUGAAUUUCAUUUCUCAGAAUAA